UCCUCUGCCAGUCGCUCGUCAUGUCUUGCUUACCUUUUUUUCGCGAAAAAGAAGUUGCACUGCCUAAUAAGAAAAUCAUCACCAACACCAUGUUAAGAUACUAUUUCUACCUAUUUAUUGUUCUCGAAGCUUUUCUAUUGUCUGGUGCCAUCCAAGUCUCAUAUCUAUCCCACAAAACUCCUCAAGCGAGUGUCGGGGAAAUGGUCGAGAAAGUCGUCCACUGCACUUCGAUUGGAAGAUCACCAGAGCCCGUCGAACAAUCGUCAAGCAACUAUUGUUGGACAACUUUGGUUAUAUGUUUGGUUUACUUGGUUCAAGCAAUUUUACUGCACAUCAGAUUUUACAAGAGAAAACAGUUCACAAUCAAAAGCUAUUGCUCCAAGCGGUAUCUCAUGGCUGCUACAUUGGUCUUCUUGAACAUCUUGUUCCUAGUCAACAGUAUUGUCGGUCUGUACAGCAGAAUUGCAAUUGACAUCUCCCUUGUCAUCCUCUUGAUCAUCUGUUUUUUUGGCUACAAAGCGUUUAAUCUGGCCUAUGAAUCAGCAGCCCCAAUUCACUACAGAUCUUUGGAAACUACCAAAGUGACUAAAGCUCAGAAAGUAUUCAUCUUCCUGUUCCUCACCCUCUCCGGGCUCUUUUGCAUAAGUCUUAGCUUUAUUGACCUGAAUCCUUUGGCCGAUGAGUAUGUGGCUUCGGGAUUCUUCUAUACAACUCGAUUCAUCUGCCCCAUCAUCAAUAUUCUCGCAAUCCCAAUGUUCUACGAGGCUUUCUUGGCCUAUAACUCCGAGGAGCUUGCAUUCAGUGGAGUGGAACCAGAAAGUGGAAGACUUUGGAAAGGAGUGUGCAGGUGGAAUGAGAAAUCUGGAGAAUGGGACUACGUGGAGACAGUUCAGCAAAAACCGGCCUCGUUGCCUGCGAAGGUUUAAAUGGUUUUGUUUUCAAUUGAUUUUCAAUACAUAAGUUAUUCUUCUAAAAUUUUUGCAUAUUCGAAAAAUAAAAAAGUUUCA
Messenger RNA from Caenorhabditis elegans, 1007 nucleotides. RefSeq names its product DUF1084 domain-containing protein (gene F36H5.4). Bases 21 to 926 code for a protein of 301 amino acids. Lineage: Eukaryota; Metazoa; Nematoda; Chromadorea; Rhabditida; Rhabditidae. The record is from RefSeq and is marked reviewed. The transcript is spliced from 2 exons.